AUGAAAGAUAGGAGCGGCGGCGGCAGAGCAAAAAUAAAGAGGAUUUUAGGGUUGAAGGAAGAUGGAGUGAGGCGUGCUGAAGGUUCUGUAAAGGAAGAUAAUGGUGAAGAGAGCACUGUAACAGUCAGGUUAUAUGGCCCGAACACCGAUUAUGUCAUCAACCGUGAGCGCGAGUUGCAGGCUAUCAAAUACCUCUCGGCUGCAGGAUUUGGUGCCAAAUUGCUUGGAUUAUUUGGGAAUGGGAUGGUGCACUCCUUUAUCAAUGCACGUAUUCUAACCCCAGCAGGUUUUUUAAAUGAUGAAACCUUCCAUGGUGUUCCUUUCUUACUACCAGACACGAGGGUGCCAAAGCUGGCUGUUGAAAUUGCAAAGGAACUUCGUAGGUUUCAUGCGGUUGAAAUUCCAAGGUCUAAGGAACCUCAGUUAUGGAAUGAGAUAUUCAAGUUCUUUGAGACUGAGAAACUAUAUUUGAUAGAUUUUGUGUACGAAUCAUACAAUUACAGAGGUUUCGACAUAGGGAAUCACUUCAACGAGUAUGCGGGCUAUGAUUGCGACUACUCAUUGUACGUCUUUUCCAUCUCCCUACCUUCUUGCCCUGAUAACAGCAGUGAUCCUGAAAAAGUAUCGUCCAAGGAUCUUGAAGUGCUUUACGUAGAGUCAAACAAGUUCAUGCUGGCUUCACUCAUAUUUUGGGCCCUCUGGGCACUAAUCGAGGCGAAGAUGUCGCCCAUCGAUUUCAAUUACCUAGGUUACUUCUUCUUGCGCUACAAUGAGUACAGAUUGAAGGAGGAAAUGAACUGUUUGUUGGCCUGA
Messenger RNA from Linum tenue, 813 nucleotides. The record is from the annotation of a GenBank genome assembly. NCBI's taxonomy places the organism in Eukaryota, Viridiplantae, Streptophyta, Magnoliopsida, Malpighiales, Linaceae.